Rhizopus microsporus ATCC 52813 is the source of this 912-nucleotide messenger RNA. RefSeq lists its product as uncharacterized. The transcript is spliced from 5 exons. Lineage: Eukaryota; Fungi; Mucoromycota; Mucoromycetes; Mucorales; Rhizopodaceae. Gene Ontology annotation, molecular function: 2 iron, 2 sulfur cluster binding. Bases 1 to 912 code for a protein of 303 amino acids. The record is from RefSeq and is a predicted model, not a curated record.
AUGGGAAAAAACAAGAAUGGAUUCAGUCUGUUUGAGGCUUAUUUAGCUGCGGGAAUGACAUCCAGUUCAAAUACGAUAGAGCAUGUUCCAUUACCUGAUUCAAUGCGAACAUCCACUUUGAUUGAACAAAUAGGAAAAGAACACAACUGGUCAGAUGAACAAAUAAACGAAGAUAUUCAUAUCUUGGAAUGUAAUAGACUUUAUUAUGUGAGAGAGCUACGUGAAUUAUCUAAUAGCAGUUGGAAGGCUAUUCAAUUACUGCCACUUGUAAAAGAUCUCUUAAGGAACGCCUUGGAGCCUGAUAGAAAGCUGAAUGGAAAAGAAAAGAAGAAAAAAGAUAAAAAGCAGGAAAAGAAGAAGAAGAGCAAGAAAAAGCUGGGGUCUCCCGUCUUGUCAACAGCUAGUUUCGUUGCCGAACCAACAUCAUUUAUGUUAUCUGAAGACCCUGAGACUAUCCGUAAUACGAUUAGAAAUUCAUCUAUUGAUUUGACUGCUACAGGUACAGACAGUCUUAAGAAAAACAAUGGUAUAGCAAAAUCAGUUUCAUUUUCUGAAGAUGAUGUCAAAAAGACAGAUGAUAUGGAUAGCAGUAGUAGCAGCAGCAGUAGCAGUAGUAGUAGUAGCAGCGAAUCCGAGUGUGACGAAAAGAGGUCAACUGAACCUAAAAAGGAAAUUGUGUUUACAGGUCGACCUAUCAAGGUUAUCAGUAGCAACCGUAUUCGAGUGAGAACAAGUGAUAAUCAGGUGUUUGAAUGUGAUAGAUUCUGUCCCCACAAGAAGGUUGAUUUAGCUACAUGGGGACAAGUGUUGGGUAAUUCAGUUAUCUGUACAAAGCAUAAUUGGAACUUUUCAAUGCAAGGUGCACCCACAAAAGGAAGGACAUUGAAUCCUUGUCAAGUAAACGAUUGGUAA